AUGGGCAAGGGACUGCAACCCAGUGCCAGCUCAUACACUGCCGUGUAUGAGGCGUUUUCUCUGCAAGAGAAAAUGGAGGAGGCCAAGCAGUUUCUUGGGGAGAUGAAAACCAAGGGGUUUGUGGCUGACAACAAGGCAAUGAGGGCUAUGAGACUGGUUCUUAAGGGCAAAGGAGCUGUGAUCAAAAGCAUCACCGACAUUCUCUUCUCAGAUGAGUUAGACGACUACUCAGACGAUUCAGAUGAUGAUGAUGAAAUACAGAACUACAGCGAAGAGAUGGAAUCGAGGUUCCCUCCGGAUAGUUAUUUAUCUUUCAGCAAGAAACAUGUCAUCGAGGAUGACCCAGAAAACCCCAAAGAUUUGCAACAAGUCUUCUAUAAGAUGCGCAAAGGAAGACCUGUCAUCAAUAUUUUCACCAAGAUGAUCAUCAUGCUAAAUGACACACAUAUCUAUGCCAAGGCCGAUGAGGUCAAGGAGGUUCUCAAAGUGUUCAUGCGCAUGCUAUCUCUUGGAGUCGCUCCCAACGCAUACACUAACAGUGUUCGAUCUCAACUUCUCAUUAAGGCACUUGCAAAAGACCCCAAUUUCCUUGGUGAUGUCAAGAUGUACACUCUAGAAAUGAUGGACAAGGGAAUGCGGCCGAAUGCCAGGACCUACACUGCCGUGUUCAAGGCCUUUGCCCGGCUGAAGGAUUUCAAGGUGGAGAAGGGCAAAGAGUUUCUGAAGGAGUUGAAAGCAUGGGGGUUUGUUCCUAACAAGAAGGUUGUUAUGGAGGUUUUGAAGGGCAGAAAGGGACCUGUAGUUAAGACGGUCAUCAACAUUCUCUUUGCCAAGUAG
Messenger RNA from Rosa rugosa (rugosa rose), 837 nucleotides. RefSeq names its product pentatricopeptide repeat-containing protein At4g31850, chloroplastic-like. The coding region runs from base 1 to 837 and encodes 278 amino acids. The record is from RefSeq and is a predicted model, not a curated record. Gene Ontology annotation, molecular function: protein binding. Lineage: Eukaryota; Viridiplantae; Streptophyta; Magnoliopsida; Rosales; Rosaceae. The transcript has 2 exons.